Carassius gibelio (silver crucian carp) is the source of this 2853-nucleotide messenger RNA. RefSeq names its product titin-like. Bases 20 to 2152 code for a protein of 710 amino acids. NCBI's taxonomy places the organism in Eukaryota, Metazoa, Chordata, Actinopteri, Cypriniformes, Cyprinidae. The transcript has 2 exons. The record is from RefSeq and is a predicted model, not a curated record.
CCCAGCCCCACAACCCAAGAUGGCCACCAGCCCAGCCCCACAGCCCAAGAUGGCCGCCAACCUAGCGUCACAGCCCAAGAUGGCCGCCAGCCCAGCACCACAGCACAAGAUGGCCGACUCAACGCCACCGACUCCCCAUCGUAGAGGGCGGAGGAGGAGACAGGCAGCUGCUGUUCCCGAGGCGGAGCCCGAGGCAGUUCCCGAGGCGGUGCCCGAGGCUGUUCCCGAGGCGGUGCCCGAUGCAGUUCCCGAGGCGGUGCCCGAUGCAGUUCCCGAGGCGGUGCCCGAUGCUGUUUCCGAGGCGGUGCCCGAUGCAGUUCCCGAGGCGGUGCCCGAGGCGGUGCCCGAUGCUGUUUCCGAGGCGGUGCCCGAUGCAGUUCCCGAGGCGGUGCCCGAUGCAGUUCCCGAGGCGGUGCCCGAUGCAGUUCCCGAGGCGGUGCCCGAUGCUGUUUCCGAGGCGGUGCCCGAUGCAGUUCCCGAGGCGGUGCCCGAUGCAGUUCCCGAGGCGAAGCCCGAUGCAGUUCCCGAGGCGGUGCCCGAUGCAGUUCCCGAGGCGGAGCCCGAUGCAGUUCCCGAGGCGGUGCUCGAUGCAGUUCCCGAGGCGGUGCCCGAUGCAGUUUCCGAGGCGGUGCCCGAUGCAGUUUCCGAGGCGGUGCCCGAUGCAGUUUCCGAGGCGGUGCCCGAUGCAGUUCCCGAGGCGGAGCCCGAUGCUGUUCCCGAGGCGGAGCCCGAUGCUGUUCCCGAGGCGGAGCCCGAUGCAGUUCCCGAGGCGGUGCCCGAUGCUGUUCCCGAGGCGGUGCCCGAUGCUGUUCCCGAGGCCGAGGUCGUUCCCGAGGCGGUGCCCGAUGCAGUUCCCGAGGCGGUGCCCGAUGCAGUUCCCGAGGCGGUGCCCGAUGCAGUUCCCGAGGCGGUGCCCGAUGCAGUUCCCGAUGCAGUUCCCGAUGCAGUUCCCGAGGCGGUGCCCGAUGCUGUUUCCGAGGCGGUGCCCUAUGCAGUUCCCGAGGCGGAGCCCGAUGCAGUUCCCGAGGCGGAGCCCGAUGCAGUUCCCGAGGCGGUGCCCGAUGCAGUUCCCGAGGCGGUGCCCGAUGCAGUUCCCGAGGCGGAGCCCGAUGCAGUUCCCGAGGCGGAGCCCGAUGCAGUUCCCGAGGCGGAGCCCGAUGCAGUUCCCGAGGCGGAGCCCGAUGCAGUUCCCGAGGCGGAGCCCGAUGCUGUUCCCGAGGCGGUGCCCGAUGCUGUUCCCGAGGCCGAGGCAGUUCCCGAGGCGGAGCCCGAUGCAGUUCCCGAGGCGGUGCCCGAUGCAGUUCCCGAGGCGGAGCCCGAUGCAGUUCCCGAGGCGGAGCCCGAUGCAGUUCCCGAGGCGGAGCCCGAUGCAGUUCCCGAGGCGGUGCCCGAUGCAGUUCCCGAGGCGGUGCCCGAUGCAGUUCCCGAGGCGGAGCCCGAUGCAGUUUCCGAGACGGAGCCCGAUGCAGUUUCCGAGGCGGAGCCCGAUGCAGUUCCCGAGGCGGAGCCCGAUGCAGUUCCCGAGGCGGUGCCCGAUGCUGUUUCCGAGGCGGUGCCCGAUGCAGUUCCCGAGGCGGUGCCCGAUGCAGUUCCCGAGGCGGUGCUCGAUGCAGUUCCCGAGGCGGAGCCCGAUGCUGUUCCCGAGGCGGAGCCCGAUGCUGUUCCCGAGGCGGAGCCCGAUGCAGUUCCCGAGGCGGUGCCCGAUGCUGUUCCCGAGGCCGAGGUCGUUCCCGAGGCGGUGCCCGAUGCAGUUCCCGAGGCGGUGCCCGAUGCUGUUCCCGAGGCGGAGCCCGAUGCUGUUCCCGAGGCGGUGCCCGAGGUUGUUCCCGAGGCGGUGUCCGUUACAGUUCCCGAGGCGGUGACCACAAGGCCGUGGUGGUCUUCGGCUCCGCCCUGGGAGACUCUGGCGGUGACCACGAGGACGUGGUGGUCAUCCGCUCCGCCCUGGGGGACUCUGGCGGUGACCACGAGGACGUGGUGGUCGUCCGCUCCACCCUGGGGGACUCUGGUGAUGACCAUGAGGACGUGGUGGUCUUCUGCUCCGACCUGGUGGACUCCGGCCUCGACCACAGAGACGUGGUGGUCUUCCGCUCCGCCCUGGAGGGCUCUGGCCUUGACCACACGGCUGUGGUGGUCAUCUGCUCCGUCCUAGUGGACGCCUCAACAUGUCCUUCAUGGACUUAUGUUUUGUGUUUUUUGAGUUCUGUUUCUGUCUGUUCUCUUUAGUUUAGUCUGGCCCUCCGUCCCUCCCCCUGUACCUCCUCCGGUCCUCCUCCCUCCUGAUCUCCCGGUUUUAUGUAUCAUUUCUGGUGUUUGUCCCCCAUAUGUUCCUUUUCUGGCCCUCCGUCCCUCCCCCUGAGCCUCCACCUGUCCGCCUCCCUCCUGGUCUCUGUGUCAUGUUUUGUCUUUAAGCGUCUGGUAGCCGCUCCGUAGAGGGGGGGUACUGUCACAGUGUCUGGGUUGUUGUUCCCCGGGGUUCCACUAGAUGUCCUCCUUCUCACGGUGCCUGUCCCAGAUCACUUCCUGUUCCCUUAUAUGGUCACCUUCCUCCUUGUUACCUGAUUGAUUGUUCACCCCACCUGUCUCCUGUUUCCCAAUUAUCCUUCUGUGUAUAAAUACCCAGUCUGUCUUAGUCUAUGUCACGGAGUCCUUGUCUGAUGUCAUUGUGUUUCAGGUCCAUCAGUCUUGCUUUGUCUUACCCUAUGUGUCUCAUUCUCUCGUUCCACCAGACUUCCUCUACCUUUCCGUUCUUCCGAGUUCCCCGUUUCAUCCGGUUCCCUUUUUGUUUGAUUUGUCUCUCAUGACUGUUUAUUUUGUAUUUACCCCUCUGUUUAAAUAAAACCCUUACCUGCA